This is a messenger RNA of Stegastes partitus (bicolor damselfish), 3434 nucleotides long. It is a transcript of the gene dennd1c, whose product is annotated as DENN domain containing 1C. Lineage: Eukaryota; Metazoa; Chordata; Actinopteri; Pomacentridae. Gene Ontology annotation, cellular component: cytosol; intracellular membrane-bounded organelle. The coding region runs from base 167 to 2899 and encodes 910 amino acids. The transcript is spliced from 23 exons. Gene Ontology annotation, molecular function: phosphatidylinositol phosphate binding; guanyl-nucleotide exchange factor activity. Gene Ontology annotation, biological process: endocytic recycling; endocytosis. The record is from RefSeq and is a predicted model, not a curated record.
AGGAAGUGUUCUGUCACUCCGACGUUGAUUGUGCAGGCUGCUGCUUCUGCUGCUGUCUGCAUUCAGUUAAACCGCUGCUACAUCAGAGGUAUGAGCUUCAUCUGACACCUGCUGAAGAUCUCUUUCCUCCCGGACAAACACAUGGACAGAGUCACAUUCGGACAGCAUGGGCUCCAGACUGAAACAAAACCCUGAAGGAACCUUCUACUGGUUCUUUGAAGCAACUUGUCCUGUAACCAGAGACAAAGAUCCUGGAGUGCUGUUUCAGUUUCCAGAGGACUUCAGUGAUGAGGAAUCCUGCCAAACAUUACCCAGGUUCUGCUUCCCUUAUGACAUACAGAGAGCGAGGGAUGCAGUGGCCGUGCAGCACUUUACUUUUGUCCUGACUGACCUUGAGGGAUGCCAGCGCUUUGGCUUCUGUCGCCUCGCCAACAGCACACAUACCUGCCUCUGCAUCCUCAGUUAUCUUCCAUGGUUCGAAGUGUUUUACAAACUCCUCAACAGCUUGGCUGAUUACCUUUCAAAGGGCCAGACCAAUGAGAUGAAAGCGCUCCUGACUGCACUCUACAAGCAGCCCGUGCCGCUGGCAGAUGGAUCUGUCACUCUGCAAAUGGGAGAGCAGCUGUUGGUCAGCACAGAGGUGUCCCAUCCUGUUGGACACCCAGAGGGACAAGAGGGGGUUCCAUAUUUUAUUGCUCCAGACCCCAAAAGUCUUCCUUCCAUCCCUGAAAAUAGGAACCUGACCGAGCUGAUUGUGGCAGUAGAUGUGGGGAACCUGCUUCAGCUCUACGCCAGCAUGCUGUUCGAGAGACGCAUCCUCAUCUUUGCCAGCAAGCUCAGCACCCUGACAUCUUGCGUACAUGCACUCAGUGCUGUGUUAUACCCCAUGUACUGGCAACACAUCUUCAUACCUGUCCUACCACCCCACCUACUGGACUACUGCUGUGCACCCAUGCCUUACCUAAUAGGGGUCCACACCAGCCUGUCUGAGAAGGUGAGGAGUCGUGGGUUGGAGGAAGUUGUAAUUCUUAAUGUGGAUACAAACACGCUGGAAACCCCGUUUGACGACCUUAAGAGGAUACCUUCAGAUGUGAUGUCCGGGCUGAAGGUGUGUUUGAAGCGUCAGGCGGUGUCACCCGGCUGUGGUGUCUCUCGGGCCUUCCUCAGAGCUCAGGCUUUGCUGUUUGGAGGCUACAGGGAUGCACUGCAAGGUCACGAGGAAGAUGAAAUAUGUUUCUGCGAAACACUGUUUUUAGAUCACAAGUCUUCCAGUAUGAAGCAGUUCCUGCAGAGUGCGGUUCAUUUACAGUUCUUUAAACAGUUUAUUGAUAGUCGCUUGGACAUUCUGAACAAAGGAAAGGAACUAGAUGACCUCUUUGAAGAGGAGAUAAUAAAAUGUGAAACAGCAGCAGGAAGAGGCAAAUCCUAUCAACAGUUAGUUGGUAAUUUAAAGAAAGGGGGAGGAGCUUUCAUCCUCACCAUGAAGUCUAAAGCAAACAUGGGGGCCAAAGGUCUCACCAAGUCCGGUUUGAAAAACCUGCUGAUGCACAAGGUCCAUCAAGAAGAAUACACCCUGCAGAGAGGUGGCUCGAUAACACACCGUCGUGUCCAAUCUGACUGCUUACAGAACCGACUACCAAUCACACAGCACUUUGGAAAGUCACGUCCCCGUCGGCCUGUUCACAAACAGACUCCCAGAGACAAGGAAAACAUGAAGGACACUGGAGACACAUCAGAUGGACCUGUGCCCGGGCCUGUGGUCGAGGAUGACUCUGACCUGAAGGAUGAUGAAGAAGAAGGGGAAGAUUCACUGCUGUGUGACCCAGAGGAGAUGGAUCUUCUUGGGGAGAUCUUUGACACACUCAGCUCCCGGAGCUCCCACGAGCGUGGCCUUCUGUACGGCACUCGCAGCCUGGAUCUGUUUGGACCAGACAGCCACGACUUUAUCAUGAAGCACGGUCCAGCCAACCCCAGCCAGGAGAGCCUGUCUCUGUCCAUGAGCGGCAGUGAAAGCCUGCACAGCUGGAAUCUGGAAACAACAGAGGAAUUGUCAGACCUGACUGAGGACUCUGACUGGCUGUGCCUGGACACCAGCGUACCAGAGGAAGACAGGACAGAGAGUCUGCUGACAGCAUGUGAGAAAGAAGAGCAAGAAAGGGGGCAGAGGCAGGACGGAGAGGAACGGGAAGAAGUGAAGGUAGCAAUAAAUGGGAACCGAAAAGAAAUAGAUGACAAGAAUAACAUUAAGGAAGUAAAAUCAGAAGAAGCGAGAGAAAAAGAUCAGGAAAAGAAAGUGAGUUUAGGCGAGGACCCUGUAAGUGAAAUGGCUGAGAAACGAGAGAACGAAAGUUUGGAAGAAGCUGUGGGACAAGAGACGGACAGAGGAACAAGUGAAAUGCAAAAGAUUGUGUCAAGAGAAGAAGAGAUCCAGGAGAAGAAAAGCAAAGAAGUGGGAGACUCUUUACACAAACUUGUUAAACUGAAUCCCAGCUCUGUGGAGGAGCAGCAACGACAUGAGGCAAAUCCAGAAACUACAGUCCCUCCUGAGCCUCAGAGGCUCGCUGCUGACCUUAAACCUCCAGCAGGUCAGGAACGAAAGAGCGAAGAAGCAGCAAGAACAGAGGAGCAAGAGGUACGACAGAUCCGCUCUCCUCCUAAAGUGCAAUCUGCUGUGGAGCGCUUCCAGUCUCAAGCGUCCAGCCCAAGCUUCCAGGUGAAGUCCAGGACCAAGGCCUUGUCUGAACCUCCGACACCUUCCAGCGUAUUUCGAAGCAGGGAGGGCGCACAAACUCACCUGCCGUGUGACUUACCCCACACAAACAACCGCUCGGAGGCACCUGAAGAAGAGGAACGGCCUGCAAUCAAAGUGUCUGAACUGAAGAAGAGAUUCGAGGCUUAAAGGACGAGGCUGCUUCCAGUUGUUUGUUAAUGUCAACAAAUUCUAUGAAAAGACUGAAGUGAUGUAUGUGCCUCCACAUUUCUCCUGCGCAUCUGUGACUCUGUGUGUUCCUGUUGAGGUUAUAAAUAUUUAAAACCGGUCACAGCUAUAUUGCUUCAUUUUAAAGAAGGGCUCAGUCAAUUCCUAUUUCAGCAUUUAUCAGGGGGAUAUUUUUUAAGAUUUGGUGCUCUUGUGAGUAUUAAUGGCAGCAGGACGGAGUCAUAACAAACUACAGUAUUUUCCCACGGUAAUUAACAAACGUGUUCCCCAGUGAUGCUCAUUCAUGUUUUUAACAAUUCUCUUUUUUCUGCAGUAUUUCUUGACAAUAACAAACACAGAAUAUCGCCAGACUUCUUUUAGGGGUCAUUUUUGCAAUAUUUAUACAGAUUUUGAUGUUUCUCUGAAUACUGUUUGACUAAUAAAAUGGUGACAUGCACUUAGAAUUAAGAGCGCUAGGAACAAAUGACUGAAAUAAAACAAAAUCUGUGCCAGUGAG